Molecule: messenger RNA, 1632 nt
Organism: Paraglomus occultum
Lineage: Eukaryota; Fungi; Glomeromycota; Glomeromycetes; Paraglomerales; Paraglomeraceae
Source: the annotation of a GenBank genome assembly
AUGGAAUGUGUAUGGAAUUAUGGUAACAGGGCAUUUAACAGAGCGCUCCCGAGACACCUGCCGGAUUCGCUUAUCGUUAAUGGCAAAGCCCAAUUUGAUUCUUGGUCAUAUGGUUUUCGAACGUGUUCAAGAAGGUGGUUGAACGUGCCGGCAAAGAACAAACAAUUAUAUAUUACGACACCAAUAUUCUAUGUGAAUGAUAAACCACAUAUAGGACAUUUGCAUUCAGCUCUUGUGGCUGACUGUUUGAAGCGGUUUUUUGAACUACGCGGACACAAAAUCCAACAAGCUGCCGCGAAAGCAAAAAAGUCCACGCAAGUGUUUUGUGACGAAGCAUCACAGAGAUUUCGGGACUUGUUUGAUGCGGCGAAUAUCCAGUAUACAACCUUCAUUCGUACGACUGAGAAGAGACAUGAAGAAGCUGUUUGUUUCUUCUGGCAACGUCUUGUAGAGAAUGGGUUUAUUUAUAAGGGUAUCCAUGAGGGUUGGUAUUCCAUUUCAGAUGAGGCCUUCUAUACGGGAUCGGAAGUAUCUGAUGUAACCGAUAGCAAGUCGGGUGAAAGCUACAAGAUUGCGUCGGAAACAGGCAAAAGAGUAGAAUGGACCAGGGAAGAGAAUUACAAGUUUCGAUUGUCUGACUUUCGGGAGAGACUAUUGCAUUGGUUAGACACAGAAUCAAACGUUGUUGUGCCAAGAAAUCGAUAUAAUGAGGUCAAAUCGUGGAUUCAAACUGGCUUGUCUGAUUUGUCAGUGUCUCGAUCGAGAUCUCGAUUAAAUUGGGGUAUCCGCGUGCCGGAUGACCCCGAACAGACAAUAUACGUAUGGCUCGAUGCAUUAAUUAAUUAUCUUACGGUUACGGGAUAUCCAUGGCCUGAUAAUUCUGUGUCUGAUGCCGAUUACGGAUGGCCACCACACGUCCACAUCAUUGGAAAAGAUAUAUCGAGAUUUCACGCUGUCUAUUGGCCUGCUUUUCUGAUGGCGGCGAAUUUACCGCUUCCGAGACAAAUAUUUGCUCAUUCUCAUUGGACAAUGAACAAGAUGAAAAUGUCCAAGAGUUUAGGAAACGUGAUCGACCCGUUGCAGGCUAUGGAUAAAUAUGGAGUUGAUGCUGUUCGAUAUUACUUGAUACGCGAUGGAGGCGUUGCUGACGAUGGCGGAAACGCUUCAAAAACACUCAAUCCAAAACUGCUAGUACCGCAAACUCCAAGUAUUAACAGUUCUAAUUCCGAUGAUCUUGCUCUACAGGAAAAACUACAAAGUUUACCUGAUAUCGUAGCAGAACUUUAUCAAAGACUCAACCUAAACAAAGGGCUGGCUGCAAUAUUCGAUACUCUUGCCGAGGCAAAUCGACACUUUACCAUAUACGAACCGUGGAAACUUGUUAACGAUCCAUCACAGCAGGACAGGCUAAACACCUCGCUAUUCUAUGCAGCGGAAUCAGCACGUAUAGCCGGAAUACUCUUACAACCAGUAAUGCCAGCGAAAAUGUCGCAGCUACUGUCUAAACUCGGUGUAAAGCCAAACGAGCGUACAUGGGAACAUGCCAAGUUUGCUCAUGGAUGGCCAGCCGAUGCUAAUACUCCUCGAACGCUUGGCAAAGAGUCUAAUGUGAUCUUUCCCAAACUCUACUGA